AAGAUCAAAACCAGUUCAAAACAAAACAAAUCAAAAUAAACAAUUAUUGCAUUAAAAAUUGUUUUAAGAAGAAAUUUGUUAUUAAAUUAUAAAUAAAAGUAAUCAACUAUGGACUACGAAGUAACAGAAGUAAUAGAUGAGUCACUACAAUCGGAAAGAAAAGAGUCUGGAAAGCGUGGAAGAAAACCGGGAAGAAAAUCAGGCCCUGAAAAAGUUGACAUGAAAGCUAAAUUAGAAAGAUCAAGACAAUCCGCACGUGAAUGUCGUGCCAGAAAGAAGUUACGCUAUCAAUACUUAGAAGAGUUGGUCGCCGAUAGAGAAAAGGCUGUUUUGGAGCUAAGAACAGAGUUAGAGAAAUAUCAGAUAUGGGCACAAGAAAUCGAUUCUGGGAAAUUUCCUGAAGAGGCUGCUGAUAUAUUGAAAGAAUUUGGUAUUGUGAAGCCAGAAUAGAGACUUCAACAAUUAAAAUUCUUUUAUUUGACACUACUUUUGCGCUUUAUUUUUUGGAAAAUCUCUUGAGUGUAAAUUUUAUUGAACCAGUUUAAUUGUACUUCGAAUUUUGUCCUCCAAGUCAAACUACUUUUUCUUUGUAAAUUUAUUUCCAUUACAGUACAAAGAAGGAAACUUCAUGUCUAUCAAGGAACCGUUCACAAUGUAAUAAAUAUAAAUUCCCUUAUUUUUUUAGAGACUGUUAAGUAUUAAGAUAUGUUUUUGCGUUGAUCAUCGCAUGUUUGAGAUUUCUUGUACAGUUUAACUAAUUUUCGUCAUAAUUCAAUUUAAUGUUUGAAUCAAACUUAAUUCUAUUACAUCCAUAACAAGCUUACCUUAUGAUUGUGAACGAUCCAGAAAAUGUAAAAAUUUAAAUAAAAGUUUGAAUCUAUUUUUUUUAUUUGACAACAAUC
This is a messenger RNA of Clunio marinus, 902 nucleotides long. Lineage: Eukaryota; Metazoa; Arthropoda; Insecta; Diptera; Chironomidae. The record is from the annotation of a GenBank genome assembly.